Penicillium maclennaniae is the source of this 249-nucleotide messenger RNA. RefSeq lists its product as uncharacterized. The record is from RefSeq and is a predicted model, not a curated record. NCBI's taxonomy places the organism in Eukaryota, Fungi, Ascomycota, Eurotiomycetes, Eurotiales, Aspergillaceae. Bases 1 to 249 code for a protein of 82 amino acids. The transcript has 2 exons.
AUGCGCUUCGGAAUCUCCCUCACUCUCGUCGCGGCAGCAUGCGGCGCGGUCAUGGCCCUUGAGGCGCCCCAUGGUGGUAGCUGCUCUUCAGGACAGCUGGCAUGCUGUGACGGGUCUAGCUCCAAUGGCCAGAUAGACGGAUGGAGCUGCCAAGCUGUUGACAACGCCCAGAACUGCUUUGCUACCCUGGCUUGUUGUCCCGCGGAAUCUGGACAAAUUGUCGAAGGCGCUUGUAUAACCAACGCUUGA